Tyto alba (common barn owl) is the source of this 4174-nucleotide messenger RNA. RefSeq names its product solute carrier family 25 member 44 (gene SLC25A44). Lineage: Eukaryota; Metazoa; Chordata; Aves; Strigiformes; Tytonidae. Gene Ontology annotation, cellular component: mitochondrion. Gene Ontology annotation, molecular function: branched-chain amino acid transmembrane transporter activity. Bases 1169 to 2110 code for a protein of 313 amino acids. The transcript is spliced from 6 exons. Gene Ontology annotation, biological process: branched-chain amino acid catabolic process. The record is from RefSeq and is a predicted model, not a curated record.
CCCUUCCCCAAGAUGGCGCCGGCGCUCGGACGCUGAUUGCUCGGGCGUCGCGCGAGGCCCCGCCGUCGCCGCCGCCGCCGCCGUUCACUUCCGGCCGGCGGCGGCCGAUGGGGGAGCGGCCAUGGGGCGGCGGGAGCGGCCGGCGGCGGGGCGGGGCGGGGCGGGGGCCUCCCGCCAGCCGGCCUGAGGCAGACAGCUGCUGGCAGAGGGACUGCAGUUCUUCAGCGAGGCUGUUUUGAUAUCCGCUUCAAUCUUGGGGUAAAUUUAAGGAGAGCAACAGUAAAGACUGAAAACGGAGCUGCCUGCUUAGGCCGGGUUCGGCGUAGUGUGGCACAGAUAAAAGGCUUCAAAUCUGAGAGACUUGUAGUGGAUUUGUUUGAUCUCGUGCCUUCCCACUUGAGAGGAUCUCCACAGGAAACCGUGUGUGGCAGUUGGAGCUCGGGAAGGCAGCCUCACCGCCUGCUUCUGGAUGGUUCCCAGGCCCUAGUGCGAAGGCAUUAGUAUGCUGAGCAGGAGACAUCCUUGGGCAGGGGUACACAAAGGCCCUGUCUUUAUUUGCCAAAGAAUUGUGUUUAGAAACAGCUGCAGCAAAAAUGGUUUGGAGAAACAGAUUGAUGAGGCCGUAUGAAAGAGGAUGUAAACUGUGGGGGGGUUCAUACUAAGUUGCAGUCUGUGUUUAGAAGACUGAAGCUGUAUCCUGUAGGUCAUGCCACAAACCAGCGAGAAAGCAAAAGCAGAUACAGUCUGCUUGGUAAUCCUCUGCUUUAAUUUCUAGGCAGAACUUUGAGAAAUGCUUUUCUAUUCAUAGUGAGAAGUCACCACGUGUAUAAAUCUAUUGAAGUUGUAGUUUUGGCAUGGAAACUGUUCAAGUGUUGAAGUACUGAAUGGCUCCGUGACCUGAGAAGGGGAAGCUGGUGUACUUGUAUUUCGUUUUAGAGGGCAGAGCCUGGGACUGAAAAGUGACAUCCUGACUUCUAGAAGCAUCACAAACCCAGGAUGACUGGGGAGAAGCUGCUUUGGUUGACAGUCCAGAUUCCUGCGUGUUCGUUAAAAGAUGCCAGCACUUCCAGUCUAGUCAAUCAAGAUAGGAGGGCUGAGCCUGGAUCUGCUCUGUACUUUUGAGGUAGAUCUGGGGCAUACCACCUCUCUUCCCCCACUGCAAGGAGUCAUGGAGGACAAACGCAACAUCCCCAUCAUUGAGUGGGAGCACCUGGACAAAAGGAAAUUCUAUGUGUUUGGGAUUUGCAUGACUAUGAUGAUCCGGGUGAGUGUUUACCCGUUCACACUCAUCCGGACACGGUUGCAGGUUCAGAAGGGCAAGAGCCUCUACAACGGGACUUUUGAUGCUUUUGUGAAAAUCCUGCGGACAGAAGGGACAGCUGGGCUCUACCGUGGCUUUUUGGUCAACACUUUCACCCUGAUCUCUGGACAGUGCUAUGUGACAACGUAUGAGCUCACUCGAAAGUAUGUGUCACGGUACAACAACAACAAUGCUGUGAAGUCUCUCGUGGCAGGUGGCUCAGCCUCCUUGGUGGCCCAGAGCAUCACGGUGCCCAUCGAUGUGAUCUCCCAGCAUCUCAUGAUGCAGAGGAAGGGGGAAAGCAUGGGCAGGUUUAAGGUGCAGAACCAAAAUGGCAAGCGGAUGUUGGUCUUUGGCCAAACCAAGGACAUCAUUAUACAGAUUUUCAAGGCCGAUGGCUUUAGAGGCUUCUACAGGGGCUACGUGGCCUCGCUGCUCACCUAUAUCCCCAACAGUGCAGUCUGGUGGCCCUUCUACCACUUCUAUGCCGAACAGCUUUCGAGCUUGACUCCUAAAGACUGUCCCCAUCUCCUCCUGCAAGCUAUAUCGGGGCCACUUGCAGCUGCAACAGCUUCCACGCUCACCAACCCCAUGGAUGUCAUCAGGGCUCGGGUUCAGGUGGAAGGCAAGAGCUCCAUCAUCCUCACCUUCAGACAGCUCAUGGCAGAGGAAGGACCCUGGGGCCUGACUAAAGGCCUCUCUGCCCGCAUCAUCUCGGCGACUCCUUCCACCAUCGUCAUCGUGGUGGGGUAUGAAACUCUGAAGAAGCUGAGCCUCCGCCCGGAGCUGGUGGAUUCAAGACACUGGUAGAGCCAGCUGCUGGAAGAGAAACCGUCCUUUGAACCUGCUGAAUUUGGACCGUCACGGUUGAAAGCUCAGGAGAGGCAGCUGCCAUCUCCUUUGUCUCUAGCUGGUUUCACAGUACAAAGCAGAAGCAAGAGCAACUGCAAUUCACCUCUUUAGAUUUGAUUGUAAUACAAUGCUCUGCUGCUGUUUCUGCUUAAAACCAUCAAAAUGUGACCUUUGGCAAUGCUGUUUGCCUGUGACAGUUCAUUCAAAAGCAGCCAGGUGUGUGAAUGCAUCCUGGCAAGUUCUUAAUUCCCUUUUUUUUUUUUUUAAAUUAAAGACUUACUGGCUGAAGCAAAAAGCCAGUUUAUUCUUUAAAUUAUUUUCAUCGUUGCCAGACUUCCGAGGAGGGGAGUCUAGCAGCCUGCAGCAGAGCCCUCUGGUGGGUUGGGUGCUGAUUGCAGUUGUACUGUGGGAAGCUGGAAGAAUAGAAUAGACAAGUAAAUUCCUCCAAUCACCCACACUUAUUUCUAGAAGAUGUGAGAUGAGAGUAACCUGGAACCACUUAAGACCUUAUUUACUGCGUUUUGAAUAGAUCUGUACAUACCUUUUUUGUAUGUUCUUGGAAAAUGUUUCCUAUCUCUCAUCCUUCAAACAGCAAGCUGGCUGAUAGGCAAGCUAGGAGUUGAGCUGGCUGUUUGUAAUUAGCUGAUGGCAAUUUUGACACCUAACCUGUGUUUUUAAUCUGUUGUUAUUUAAUUUUUUUUAUUUUAGGGAAGCUGCUUCUGAUUUCUGGGGGACUGAGUGGUUGUUCUGUGGCCUUGUUCAAUGUGAGUGUCAAUACUGCAUGUUCAGGGUGGCUGCUGCCACUUCCCACCUUUAGUUAGUUUAAGCACAAACAAAUGCAGCGUUUGGAAGUGUCAGAUUGCUGUGCUGCCAGCAGCCGAGAGGAGAACUGAAUGUGAUUAGAGCUACAACUGGAUGUGAGGUGGGGAAGAAGAAAAAAGCUUGUACUGGCUUUUGAUCCAGUUCAAACCUGAUUGGCAUGUUCAUAUUGAAUAAGAAGUAAGGUUCACUAAUACUUUGUAAGUUUAAAUCCUGCUUAUCCUGUUUGGGAAGGGCAAGGAUAAUUCUUUGCACACUCUUGCUGGAUCAAAAUCCUGAGCUACGGUCUGUGCGUUUUACCAGAUGCAAACUUGCAAUCGAGUGAUGAAGCAAGAGGCUGCUCCGUGGGGAGGAGGAAUGAAGGGAUUGUUUAACUUCACUCUGCUGGUCUCAAUAUUUGAGAUUUUCCUCUCGUGAUGCCAGCGCACACAUGGUGCUCGUCUCGGUUAGUUGUACGUCUGCGAGGUGGGAGAUACACCUCCAAAUAACAGAUGUAUCGCCACCUCUGUUCAUCUCACUGCCGUAACAAGGAAUUCUUGGUUGUUAGCAUUGAUGCUGCCAAACUCUGGCUGCUCCCAGGCGGGUUUUAUUCACCUGGGACUUGCUAAGCGUGGUUCUUGCCUUCAUCCCAAUGGCUGCGGUUCAGCCCCGGCAGAGACUGGAUGUGCCACAGUUUCUGCUGGAGGUGGAACAAGUACAGGCAGAUGCUGCUGAAGCUGGAGAGGGACCUCUGUUUAAGGGCAGAACUUGGUUAUAAGAUCCAGUACUCUUUAAUGGGGUUGCAAAUGAGUCAUCAAGGGCCUGUUAAUCCGACCUUUGUUUUCCACAGCAUUAAAUAAGGUGAUGUAUGCCUGAGCCACUGACAGAGCUGUUCAAGCUCUGUCACGUUUUUAUCAUUCAAAAGACAGCUCCAGUUGGCUCUUUCUGUAAUAGCAGAUUCUGCUCUAAAAAGUAGAACAGCAGCAUGAUAAGAUUGCAAGAAAGUAUCCCGAGCUGGUAGCCCCCUUCUUGCACAAAGGCGGCAGCGAUACCGAUAUUAAAAGAAACAAUAACAACCAGCUUCUGCUGAUUACCAGCAGGGUAAGUCCUGGUGUGUGUCACAGAAGAGGCAGACGGUGCAAAUGUAGGGAGGUGCGCUCAAGCUUAAUAUUCCCCUCUUAACCAGCAAAGUUCUUGACAACUAAUAAACUUCAGAGACCUUCA